Molecule: messenger RNA, 1513 nt
Organism: Spirodela intermedia
Lineage: Eukaryota; Viridiplantae; Streptophyta; Magnoliopsida; Alismatales; Araceae
Source: the annotation of a GenBank genome assembly
AUGAAGAGAAUGGUUUCUAGAAAAUCCCAUUCCUGGUGGUGGGACGGCCACAUCAAUCCAAAGAACUCUAAGUGGAUGGUGGAAAAUCUUGAAGGUGAAGUGUCCAAGACUGUUCCUUCUCUUCUGUGAUAGUCUUGACACAGAAGCCAUCUCUUCAAAUGCACAGAGUUUUUUUCAACUCGGCUCAUGAUUCACUUCAGCAUCAGAGUAAUUCUUAGUCUCGUGAAUAUUAUUAUCUCAAAGACCAAUAUUUCUUAGUCUUCGUAUCAUUAUUCUGUGGGCAGAAAUGGACCGCCAUGUGAAGGAGAUGCUGAAGCUGAUAGAAGAGGAAGGAGAUUCUUUUGCCAAGAAGGCGGAGAUGUUCUACCAGAGACGACCAGAGCUCGUCUCCCACGUGGAGGACCUCUACCGCAUGUACCGUGCUCUUGCCGAACGGUAUGACCACCUCACUGGAGAACUGCGGAAGAACAUUCCAUCCCGCCUCCAGUCUCUGGGAUCCGCCGGCAGCUCGGAUACUGGGUCGGAGCCGCCGUCCCCAUCUCGGUCUCCUCUGGAGGAAACCCCGGACCAGACGUUUCCUCAAGCCCACAUCAACUCAAGAACAGGCGGGCUCAAUCUCUUUCUUGGAUCAGGUGGCGAGUCUGAUUCCAUCAAGAAUAUUAGGAGCCCAACAUCUUCUUCGUCAGAAUCAGGGUCUUACUCAGAGAGCGAGGACGCCGCCCAAGAAACAGAUGCUGAAGAUCGCUUGUCUCAGAGGAUAGCCGAGCUGGAGGCCAAGCUGCUGCACUCGGAGGAGAAGCUCAGGAGCAGCCAUGGUCCUCUUCUUUUCAGGGUUUCCGAGCUGGAGACCGAGCUUGCUGCUGCAAAUGAGGAGCUUCAGUCCGCAAGAGAGACGAUCCGGCAGCUGCAGCAGCGAACCAGCCUGGAAAUAGAAAAGAACUCAGCUUUGGAGGCUGCCCAUUCUGCAACUGUGGAGCAGCUGAAUUCUGUGGCCUCAACCCGCGACCAGACCCUUCGAGCUUUGGAGAUGGAGAUCGCCGUUCUGCGGGAACAAUCCUCCCAGGAGAAAGCUCGUCUGGAAGCCGCCAUUGCAGGCCAGGAAAUGUCCAUGGAGGAGCUCCGAGCAUCUGUGGAGGGAUUUACCCGCGAGAGGUCUCUGCUCGAAUCCAAGAUCAGGGAACGAGACCAGGCCAUUGAAGAGUCAAGUGCCUCCAUGGCGAGCUUGUCCGAGGCGCUUGCGUCUCUGAGGGUGAAGCUUUCUUCGUCGGAGGAAGAAGGGAGAAAGCGGCUCGAGGAGGAAGCAGGGAGGGCGGCGCAGGGGCUGCUGGAGCGAGUCGAAGUGCUUGAGCGGGAGGUGGAGAACCAGAGGGCCAUGAUAUCCGAUGGGGCCGAGAAGAAGAGGGAGGCAAUUCGGCAGCUCUGCUUCUCCCUCGAGCACUACCGAGAUGGCUACAACGAGCUCCGCCAGGCCCUGCUGGAUUAUCGCCGCCCACCGUCCCUGCUAUCCUCCUGA